Messenger RNA from Asterias rubens (European starfish), 972 nucleotides. Its product is annotated as ER membrane protein complex subunit 2-like. Gene Ontology annotation, molecular function: protein binding. The coding region runs from base 5 to 874 and encodes 289 amino acids. The record is from RefSeq and is a predicted model, not a curated record. Gene Ontology annotation, cellular component: EMC complex. The transcript is spliced from 10 exons. Gene Ontology annotation, biological process: protein folding in endoplasmic reticulum. NCBI's taxonomy places the organism in Eukaryota, Metazoa, Echinodermata, Asteroidea, Forcipulatida, Asteriidae.
CAAAAUGGCGACUUGCAUUUCGUGGGAUGAAGCGAGGGAACAGCUGAAGAAAUGGAGAGAGGAGAAUGCAAGACAAAGUGCAGAAACUUUGGAGCUAGGAGAAUACGUUCUUUUAAAUCACAAGAAACUUGGUGAUGAAGUGUGGGCUGUUUAUGAACAAGUCUGUAUAGCAGCAUUGGAUGUCGGUGACAUAGAAGAAGCAGUUGGAUGCAUCGAAGCAUUAAAAACUAAAUUCCCACAGAGCAAGAGGGUUAAGAGAUUACAAGGGAUGAAACUUGAGGCUCAAGGAAGAUUUGAGGAUGCUAAAUUAGUCUACGAUGAACUACUGAAAGAAGAUCCCUCAAAUGCAAUGAUUAGGAAAAGGCUUGUAGCCAUCUUGAAGGCUCAAGAUAGAAUAGGAGAUGCUAUCAAGGAGCUUAAUAGAUAUCUAGAAAGUUUUAUGGCCGACCACGAAGCAUGGCUAGAGUUAUCAGAUUUGUAUAUACAGGAACAAAAUUACGGCAAAGCAGCAUUUUGUUUUGAGGAGUUAAUCAUGUCCAAUCCACACAAUCAUCUAUACCAUCAAAGAUAUGCAGAGAUCCGCUACACUCAGGGAGGUGUUGAAUCUAUGGAGAUUGCAAGGAAGUAUUUUGCUCAGGCAGUCAAGCUUAAUAGCAACAACAUCAGGGCUUUGUACGGGUUGUUCCUGGCUUCAACACAUUUGGCAUCUCAACAGAAAGCCAGCGGAAAAAGCAAAAAAGACAACAGCAGGUAUGCUACCUGGGCAUCACAACAACUAGCUCACAGAUAUAGGCUUGCUGAAAGGAAGGAGCCAGAGCAUCAAGUAUUGCACCUGGAAAAGAUGAUCGAUUCAUUACAGAUAACUCCCUCAUAACUAUAUGUCUUUAAGUUUAAAAACUACAUCUCUGGCUUAAGCUCUGGCUUGGGCUCGGGCUUAAGCUCUGGCUUGGGCUCCGGCUUAAGCUUUGGCUU